Molecule: messenger RNA, 915 nt
Organism: Micropterus dolomieu (smallmouth bass)
Lineage: Eukaryota; Metazoa; Chordata; Actinopteri; Centrarchiformes; Centrarchidae
Product: high affinity immunoglobulin gamma Fc receptor I-like
Exons: 4
Biological process (GO): cell surface receptor signaling pathway
Molecular function (GO): transmembrane signaling receptor activity
Source: RefSeq, a predicted model, not a curated record
UGUCCAACAGGGCUGUUGUGACUCUCCAACCCAACUGGCUUCAGAUCUUCAGUGGUGAGAAGUUCACUGUCAGAUGUGAGAUCCAGGGAGGAGGAAACACUAAAUGGACGUAUGAAUGGACACCAGCCAAAUUAAACAGACCUACAACAUACAAUGAAUACAGGAUCAGCAGAGCUACUGUGUCCCACAGUGGAGACUACAGCUGUAAGGGUAGAAGAGACUCAUAUUCCUCAACAGAGUGGAGUGAUGUCAUCAAAUUGACCGUAUCAUCAAAGAGACCAAAGGCCGAACUGAGCGCUGACAGGAGAGACUUUCCAGCAGGGGGCAGUGUGACCCUGAGCUGCUCUGUGAACCCGUCAUCUGGUUGGAAAUACUUCUGGUACAGAGGAGAGAAAACCUCUGAACCCCUGAACACACAAGAUGCUGUCUUCAUCUCAGAUGGACAAAUCAGUGUCUCACAGGGAGGACUCUACUGGUGCAGAGGAGGAAGAGGAGACCCAGUUUACUACACAGAGGACAGUGAUCCAGUCAGCAUCAACAAAAUUAUCCCAAACAGGGCUGUUGUGACUCUGCAACCAAACUGGUCUGAAAUAUACUCAGGAGAGACGAUCACUCUGAGAUGUGAGAUCAAGGACGGAGGAGACACUGAGUGGGAGUACGAGUGGGAAACAUUCAGCUCAUACAAACCUUUAAAAGACAGUGAAUACAGGAUUAGAUAUGCUUACUCAGCCCACAGUGGAGACUACAGGUGUAAGGGCAGAAUGAAAAGUGCACAGCAGUCUUCAACAGACUGGAGUGAUCCUGUCAAAUUAACAGUAUCAGACAAGCCCCAGCCUGUCCUCACUGUGUCUCCAUCCUGGCUGAGUCCUGGAGCCUCAGUAACUCUGAGCUGCAGAGUUAAAGAUCCAUCUGCAG